Messenger RNA from Galeopterus variegatus (Sunda flying lemur), 943 nucleotides. Its product is annotated as RUN and FYVE domain-containing protein 4-like. Gene Ontology annotation, biological process: positive regulation of macroautophagy. NCBI's taxonomy places the organism in Eukaryota, Metazoa, Chordata, Mammalia, Dermoptera, Cynocephalidae. The record is from RefSeq and is a predicted model, not a curated record. The annotation marks the transcript as partial. The transcript is spliced from 7 exons.
AUGGCAGAAGAGGGGGCUAUCCUCAAAGUCACCAAGGACCUGAAAGCUGCCAUCUCUGCCAUCCUCCAGGGCUAUGGCGAUGGGCAAGGGCCAGUGACAGAUGCCAGUGCUGAGCUGCACAGACUAUGCAGCUGCCUGGAGCUGAUGCUGCAGUUUGACCAGAAAGAGCAGAAGAGCCUCCUGGGGCCUCGGAAGGAUUACUGGGACUUUCUCUGCACUGCCCUGCGGCAGCAGCAGCGGGGUGACACAGAGCUGACCUGCUUCAUCCGCUCACAGGACAAGUUGAAGACGCCCUUGGGUAAAGGCCGUGCCUUCAUCCGCUUCUGCCUGGCCCACAGACAGCUGGCUGAGUCCCUGCAGCUCUGCCUCCUGAACCCAGAGCUCACCAGGGAAUGGUAUGGCCCCCGGAGCCCGCUGUUGUGUCCUGACCUCCGAGAAGACAUUCUGGACUCUCUCUACACUCUCAAUGGGGUGGCCUUUGACUUGGACCUGCAGCAGCCAGAUCUGGAUGGGGCCUGGCCCAUGUUCUCAGAAUCACGCUGUUCCAACUCCAGCCAGACCCAGGGCAGAAGACCUAGAAAGACCAAAGGUUCCCCAAAGAAGUCCAGCUGCAGGAGCUCCAAGGGAGUCCAGCUGCAAGAGUCACACACCCGUCAAGCCGGCUGUCUUCGAGAGGAACCCAGGGAAGAUUGGAUGGCUGGACUCUCUGGGUCCCAGGAACACAAACAUCUUCCCCACAUAUUGGGAAAGAGGAAAGAAGAUUCCAGGAGCUGCGGGUCCCCCCAGAGCAUGUGGGAAGCAGAGGGGGAGGGGCUUCAGCUAGACCAAGAGGAGGGAACCCCAAAGACAGGGAUCCUCCUGCAGAGUUCCUCACCCAGCAGUCAGAGACACAGGGAGGGGGACAAGAGUUCCCAAAAGGAGGCGAUAGGGACGGAGGCCGAGG